UGGACCCCCAGGACUAUAGCCCUAGCGUAGAAGAAUCUCAAUUUCAACAGAUUGUCACCCAAAGUCAGUUUUAAAUACAUAGUGGGAACUGGGAAGGUAAAGCGUGUCGAUUGGGAAGGAUCUGAUCUGAAGAUGCAGUGCUCAAGGCGUUUCCUCUUCCAGAUGUGUCUGAGUUUGCUGGUGUCCACGGGCUCCUGUCGGUGCAAACCACUGAACGAUGUCCUCCAAAGUGAAGAUCGCGGGGGCUUCUCUGAGACUUCCGAGCAGGACCUGGUCGAAGAGGAGGACAGGUUACACAGCUUUCUGGGAACCAUGAAGGAAGAGUUUCUGAGGAAACUCAAUUUAUCCGAUGUCCCACGGGAGCACAGCAAGAUAUACCCGCCGCCGUUCAUGAUUGAACUGUACAACAAGUAUGCCUCCGACACGUCCUCGAUGCCUCGUUCUGAUGUCAUUCGCAGCUUCACCGUUCAAGAUGUCAGUCACUCUGAAAAAAAUGGCACCAAGUCAAAACACAGACUUCUGUUCAAUGUAACUGUCCCAAAUCACGAAGAGGUCAACAUGGCAGAACUCAGGCUGUUCACCCUGCUGGAUAAUAGGACAACCUCAACCUCUACCAAUGGGAUCGGGGCUUCCAUAAAGGUCUAUGAAGUGGAGUAUAAAGGAAACAAGGCCAUUGCCCACCUUGUGGAUGGGAAAGAGGUCAUUGGGACCCAUCACUCUUGGGAAACUUUCGAUGUGACCACUGCCAUCCAGAGUUGGGUCAAGUCGGACCGCGGGGCCAGUGAGUUUGAAGUGGUGGUCGACAGGUGGGACUGUGGGCCUUUCAAAGGCGGAGGUUUGGACGUGGGCGUGGGCGUGGGCGUGAGGGAUAACACGGCAGCUGCUUUGAUCGUCUUCUCCAACGACCUGGGGAGCAGGAAGAGAGAGGCCAAGAAGGAGCUGAGGGAGAUGAUAGUUCAUGAGGAAGAGACACUCUUCUCAGGGAGCGACUGGCAAGGGACCGACUACAAUGAGAUCCCCGUGGACCUACACCCCAGGCGGAAGAGGCAGGCGGACACCAACUACUGCCGACGGACCUCCAUGCGAGUCAACUUCAAAGACAUCGGCUGGGACCAGUGGAUCGUAGCGCCCCCUGAGUAUGACGCCUUUGAGUGUAGAGGGGUGUGUUACUACCCCCUGACUGACGACAUGACCCCUUCCAAACACGCCCUCAUCCAGACCCUGGUCAAUCUCAAGAACCCCAAAAAAGCCAACAUGGCGUGUUGCGUUCCCACAAAACUCGACCCCAUCACGGUCAUGUACCAGGAGAAUGGUGUCAUCACUAUACGACACCCGUACGAGGAGAUGAAGGUGGCAAAGUGUGGAUGUAGGUAGUGAGAGGUAACAUCCAUGGUGGUCCCCUUUAAGCCAUACUGUAAAUCUGUACAGUUCUGUUGUGAGAUGCAUUUGAGUUAUUUUAUUGAGUAUAUGUUCAGCGAAUGCACAGUCUGUCUAGAAUAGCAAUAAAGCCUAUGGUACAAUAUUUAUAAAUUAUUUAUGAGCGUUAUCAUUAUUGUUAUUAGGGUUUUAGAAAAUAAUAUAGAUCAUAAAUUGGAUCUACAGAUGUAGGAUCUUAGUUAGGUGCGCAUGCAAAGCAAUACACAACUCUAGAUUUCUUACAUACUCAUAUUAUUAUUAUAAUUUACUUUGUUCUGUUCUCUCAGAUGCUUAAAUGACUUAAGCUAUUAACAUGAAUCCAACGUCCCAAUGUGCAGACUGCCACAACAGACUGGCCACCAUUAGCAUAAAAUAACUCACCAACAAUAACUCUUGAAACGUUCAAGCUGGAGACACCAAACCAACUUUCACAUUUCCAGACUAUUCUAAUUUCAGAUUCUCUAAAACUUUAAUCAACUAGAACGAUAAACGUUUGCAUAAAUUAGCAUAAAAUAACUCACCAACAGUAACUCUUGAACAGUACAAUUUAGAGACACUAAACCAACUGUCAUAUGUUCAGGCUAUUGUAACUUCACAUUCUUUCAAAUCGUAAUCAACUAUAACUAUAUAAAUGUGCAUACGUUUGCAUAAAAUAACCCACUGACAGUAACUCUUGAACCAUUUCAUCUAGAGGCACCAAACCAACGUCCAGAUGUUUGGGCUAUCCUAAUUUCAGAUACUUAAAAACUUGUAUCAAUCAGAGACUCUGGGUUCGCACCCAGGCUCUAUCAUAACCGGCCGCGACCGGGAGGUCCG
Molecule: messenger RNA, 2232 nt
Organism: Oncorhynchus mykiss (rainbow trout)
Lineage: Eukaryota; Metazoa; Chordata; Actinopteri; Salmoniformes; Salmonidae
Product: growth/differentiation factor 2-like
Biological process (GO): BMP signaling pathway
Cellular component (GO): extracellular region
Molecular function (GO): cytokine activity; growth factor activity
Source: RefSeq, a predicted model, not a curated record